Molecule: messenger RNA, 1872 nt
Organism: Gastrolobium bilobum
Lineage: Eukaryota; Viridiplantae; Streptophyta; Magnoliopsida; Fabales; Fabaceae
Product: polyphenol oxidase, chloroplastic-like
Exons: 1
Coding region: 1-1872 (623 amino acids)
Biological process (GO): pigment biosynthetic process
Molecular function (GO): catechol oxidase activity
Source: RefSeq, a predicted model, not a curated record
AUGUCAAGUCCAUACCCUCCACCCCCUUCCAUCACGGCCAAUAAUGCUGCCUCCGGAACCCUCCUUUCUACCCUUUCUUUCAAUCCCUUGUUCAGAAACCACAAGUCCAAGGCUUCAAAAAUUGCAAAACCAAGCCAAUACUACAACGUUUCAAGAGUACAACUACUUUCAUGCAAAGCCACAAAGGGUGGUGCUACUGACCCAGAAAACCAUCCAAUAGGAAACAAAGACAAAGACAAAGACAGCAAAGAAGCCAUUAACCUUGAAAUGUUUGAUAGAAGAAACAUCCUCAUUGGUCUAGGAGGCCUUUAUGGUGCAGCAGCAGCUACCCUUAGCAAUGAUUCAUUGUCCCUUGCGGCUCCUCUCUCUUCUCCUGAGAUAACAAAGUGUGGUCCUCCUGACCUACCCUCCGGAGCCAAACCAACCAAUUGUUGUCCCCCAAUUUCCUCAAACAUCAUAGAUUUCACUUUUCCAAUGAAUCCCAAAGUUAAGGUUAGACCCGCUGCUCAUUUGGUGGAUGCUACUUAUCUACAAAAUUACCAAGAAGCCAUUCGUCGCAUGAAGGCUCUCCCUGCUGACGAUCCACGAAACUUCACACAACAAGCUAACAUCCAUUGUGCUUAUUGCGAUGGUGCAUAUCACCAAGUUGGGUUUCCUGACCUUGACUUUCAAGUUCACAAUUCAUGGAUCUUCUUCCCUUUCCACCGUUGGUACCUUUAUUUCCAUGAGAAAAUCUUGGGGAGCUUGAUCAAAGACCUUGACCCAAAUUUUGCUCUCCCAUAUUGGAAUUGGGAUUCACCCAAUGGCAUGCCAAUCCCUUCCAUGUACGCAGAUCCUAACUCACCACUUUAUGACUCUCUCCGAAGCGCGAAUCAUCAACCUCCUACACUUGUUGACCUUAACUAUAAUGGCAGCGAAGACCAGAACACCCCUGAAGAACAAGCAUCAGCAAAUCUCAACUCAAUGUAUAGACAACUAGUGUCAAAUUCAAAGACUCCUUCACUCUUCUUUGGAAGUGCUUAUCGUGCUGGAGAAGAUAGUGAUCCGGGUGCUGGCUCUGUGGAGAACAUUCCUCAUGGUCCUGUUCAUGUAUGGACUGGUGAUAAUACCCAACCUAAUGCAGAGGACAUGGGGAGUCUCUAUUCUGCAGCUAGAGACCCUAUUUUCUUUGCUCACCAUUGUAACGUGGAUAGAAUGUGGACCAUAUGGAAAACUUUAGGUGGAAAAAGAAAUGAUAUUGCGGACCCUGAUUGGUUAGAAUCUGGGUUUAUUUUCUAUGAUGAGAAUAAGAACCUUGUUCGAGUGAAGGUGAAGGAUUGUCUUGAUACUACAAAGCUUGGUUAUGUUUAUCAAAAUGUUGAUAUUCCAUGGUUACAAGCUAAGCCUUCACCGAGUAAAGGUAGGAUUAGAAGAGCGCUUGCAAAGACUUUUGGUGUUGGUGCAGCACAUGCAGGUGAGACUUCAAAAGAAACCAAAUUUCCCGUGGUUUUGGAUUCAACUGUGAGUGCUGUUGUGAAGAGGCAGAGGAAGAGCAGGAGCAAGGAGGAAAAGGAUGAAGAAGAGGAGGUGUUAGUGAUAGAAGGGAUUGAGUUUGAGAGAGAUUUGGGUGUGAAGUUUGAUGUAUAUAUUAAUGAAGAAAAUGACGUGCCUGGUGGGCCAACUAAAACUGAGUUUGCAGGAAGCUUUGUGAGUGUGCCCCAUAAGCACAAGCAUAAACAGACCAAGAUGAACACUAACUUGAGGCUUGGGAUAACAGAGUUGUUGGAAGAUUUGGGUGCUGAAGAUGAUGACCAUUUGUUGGUGACUUUGGUACCCAAGAUCGGGAAAGGGCAUGUCACCGUUGGAGGUAUCAAGAUAGAGUUUCACAAGUGA